AUGAUAUAAUAGAUUAAAUAAUAUAAAAACUUAGAAGAAGUUUUAAACUCUUCACUUUAGUCUUAUUAGGAUCUCCAUAUAAAUUUGAGAUACUAAGAACUUGGUGAUUAAGGUACUUCAAGUUUAGGUUCUGCUUUAGCAAAUUGCACUAAUCUCUCAAAUUUGAUACUUGAACUUCACGGAAAUGAAAUUGGUGAUUAAGGUACUUCAGACUUAUGUUCUGCUUUAUCAAAUUGCAUUAAUCUCUCAAAUUUGACACUUGAUCUUGGUGAUAAUGAAAUUAGUGAUUAAGGUACUUUACUCUUAGGUUCAGCUUUAAUAAAUUGCACUAAGCUAUCUAAUUUGAAUCUAAAUCUUAGUUACAAUAAAAUUAGUGAAUAAGGUACUUCAGGCUUAGGUUCUGCUUUAGCAAGUUGCACUAAUCUCUUAAAUUUGGCACUUUAUCUUCAUGGAAAUAAAUUUGGUGAUUAAGGUACUUUAGGCUUAGGUUCUGCUUUAGCUAAUUGCACUAAUCUCUAAAGUUUGACACUUGAUCUUCAUGAUAAUUAAAUUGGUGAUUAAGGUAUUUUAGGCUUAGGAUCUGUUUUUGAAAAUUACACUAAUCUCUCAAAUUUGGCAUUGUAUCUUAGUGAAAAUUAAAUUGGUGAUUAAUGUACUUUAAGCUUAGGUUCUGGUUUGGCAAAUUGCACUAAUCUCUCAAAUUUGACACUUGAUCUUAGUCAAAAUAAUAUUGGUGAUUAAGGUACUUCAGGCUUAGGUUCUGCCUUAGCAAAGUGUAAUAAUCUCUCAUAUUUGAAACUUUAGCUUGGUUACAAUAAUAUUGGUGAAAAUGGAGCAUCAGACUUAGUUUCUGCUUUAGCAAAUUGCACUAAUCUCUCAAAUUUGUUACUUCUUCUUAGUUAUAAUUAAAUCGGUGCAAGUGGAGCAUCAGGCUUAGGUUCUGCUUUAGUAAAUUGCGCAAAUCUCUCAUAUUUGAAACUUUAUCUUGAUGGAAAUUAAAUUGGUGAUUAAGGUACUUCAAACUUAGGUUCUGCUUUAGCAAAUUGUGCUAAACUUUCAAAAUUGAGACUUUAUCUUGGUUACACUGAAAUGAGUGCAAAUGGUGCAUCAGGCUUAGGUUCUGCUUUAGCAAACUGCAAUAAUCUCUUAACUUUGAAACUUUAUCUUGGUAAAAGUAAAAUUGGGGCAAGUGGUGCAUCGAAUUUAGGUUCUGCUUUAGCAAAUUGCAUUAAUCUCUCAAGUUUGACACUUGAUCUUCGUAAAAAUAAAAUUGGUGAUUAAGGUACUUCAGGCUUAGGUUCUGCUUUAGCAAAUUGCAUUAAUCUUUCAAAUUUGAUACUUUAUCUUAGUACUAAUUAAAUUGGUGAUUAAGGUACUUUAAGCUUAGGUUCUGCUUUGGCAAAUUGCACUAAUCUCUCAAAUUUGAAACUUGAUCUUCGUUCUAAUUAAAUUGGUGAUUAAGGUAUUACAGGUUUAUGUUAUGCUUUAGCAAAUUUCACUAAUCUCUCAAGUUUGACACUUGAUCUCAGUAACAAUUAAUUGGGUGAUUAAGUUACUUCAGGCUUAGGAAAUGUUUUAGCAAAAUGCACUAAUCUAUCAAAUUUAACACUUCAUCUUAGUGGAAAUAUUGGCAAUUAAGAUAUUUCAGGCUUAGGAAUUGCUUUAACAAAUUGCACUAAUCUCUCAAAUUUGACACUUUAUCUUUGUGGAAAUUAAAUUGGUGAUUAAGAUAUUUCAGGCUUAGGAAUUGCUUUAACAAAUUGCACUAAUCUCUCAAAUUUGACACUUUAUCUUUGUGCAAAUGAAAUUGGUGAUUAAGGUACUUUAGGCUUAGGAACUGCUUUAGCAAAUCGCACUAAUCUCUUAAAUUUGACACUAGAUCUUAGUGGAAAUUUAAUUGGUAAUUAAGGUACUUCAGGCUUAGGUUCUUCUUUAGCAAAUUGCAUAAAUCUUACAAAUUUGAUACUUUAUCUUAAUUAAAAUUAAAUUGGUGAUUAAGGUACUUCAGGUUUAGGAACUGCUUUAGAAAACUGCACUAAUCUCUCAAAUUUGUCGCUUGAACUUAGUUACAAUUAAAUUGGCGAUUAAGGUACUUUAGACUUAAGUUCUGCUUUAUCGAAUUGCACUAAUCUCUAAAAUUUGACACUUAAUCUUAGUGGAAAUUAAAUUGGAGAUUAAGGUACUUUAGGCUUAAGUUCUGCUUUAUCAAAUUGCACUAAUCUCUAAAAUUUGACACUUGAUCUUAGCAGAAAUUAAAUUGGUGAUUAAAGUACUUCAGGCUUAGGUUCCGCUUUAACAAAUUUCACUAAUCUCUCAAAUUUGACACUUGAUCUUGGGCUUAAUUAAAUUGGUGAUUAAGGCAUUUCAGCCUUAGGUUCUGAUUUAUCAAAUUGCACUAAUCUCUCAAAUUUGAAGCUUUUUCUUAGUGCAAAUUAAAUUGGUGAUUAAGGUACUUCAGGCUUAGGCUCUGCUUUAGCAAAAUGCACUAAUAUCUUAAAUUUAACACUUGAUAUUCGUCAAAAUUAAGUUGGUGAUUAAGGUACUUCAGGUUUAGGAACUGCUUUUGCAAAUUACACUAAUCUCUCAAAUUUGAUGCUUGAUCUUAGUGGAAAUUAAAUUGGUUAUUAGGGUAUUUCAGACUUAGGUUCUGCUUUAGUAAAUUGCACUAAUCUCUCAAAUUUGACACUUUAUCUCGGAAACUAAAUCAACGAAUAAUAAUAAUAAUUGAAGCUAAAAAACAAAUAUCUGAAAUCAAAAAGAUUUGUUGUCUUUAAAAUAUAUUGCUGGUGA
Messenger RNA from Tetrahymena thermophila SB210, 2790 nucleotides. RefSeq lists its product as hypothetical. Gene Ontology annotation, molecular function: small GTPase binding; GTPase activator activity. Gene Ontology annotation, biological process: activation of GTPase activity; nucleocytoplasmic transport. The transcript is spliced from 32 exons. The record is from RefSeq and is a predicted model, not a curated record. Gene Ontology annotation, cellular component: perinuclear region of cytoplasm; nucleus; cytosol. Lineage: Eukaryota; Ciliophora; Oligohymenophorea; Hymenostomatida; Tetrahymenidae.